CGCCCAGUGGAGCCACAUUCUUCCCCAACUCUGAUCAAUUUUCUGGGGGAGGGGAAACCCGGUCGCACGUUUUUGUCCCAUUCAAUGUUCCCUGCCGGCAAUGCAUCACCAUCCUUGAGUCGCCCGACGACAAUGGACCGAGUCUCUGUGGCAGGGUGGUCAGCCGCCGGUAACACAUCGACGAACAAUGAGGCGUCCUCAACGACGCGUUCUGUCUCUGGCGCAGGACGGCGCUACGUGCGCUCGCGCGAGGGCUGCGUGACCUGCAAGUGAGUCUCCCUCCCUUUGUCUCUCCAGUGCGCGCUGCUCAUCACACCACCAGACGCCGCAAGGUCAAGUGCGACGAGCAGCGCCCGCGAUGCUCUCACUGCGAGCGCCUCAACAUGGAGUGCAAAUGGCGACCGCAGACACGCCCCUCGACGCAGAGGCGCCCAUCCCAGCCCCCGACGCAGUCUCCCAUGACGGAUGUGUCCCCCGGAGGCCCCGGGUCGGCGGGCCAGCAGGCGCCGCAUGCGGUGGACGAGGUGUUUGACUACGCGAGCUUCAUGUGGGAGGGCGGCGACUUUUGGCAGCAGGUCAGCCCCGAGAUGGGGUCCAACGUCGGGUUGAACACGCACAUUAUGGGCACGGACGCGCAGCUGCGCUUCCCCAACAUGGUGGCCCCGGCGCCUGUCACGUACGGCACGCCUGCGAUGCGGAGCAAUGGCAGUGCUGCAGAUAAACCUGUCGUGAAUCUUACGGGCGACAAGUUGAUGGAGUUUUUCGCAACGUCGGCGAAUCCGCCCAUCUUGGAGGAGGUCGAGACGCAGAAAAAGUGGGUGCUCAUGCGACAGACGGUAGUGGACAUGGCCAAGCACUCGCGCAUGCUGCACUGCGCCAUCCUCGCCUUCUCGGCGAUACUGGUUGGGCGGCGGGAUCGCUCGCUGGUGGUGAGCGAGGAGAAUCACUACGAAUCGGCGGUGGCACGGGUGGUCGAGUACGACCAACAAUCACUGGUGGAGCACAGCAGCGAAAGGGAGUGUCUGCUGGCGGCCCUGUUCUUCCUGGCCUACGUGGACAUUCUCGAGAUGAAGCUGGACGCUGGUCACUCGCAUCUGCAGCGGGCCUACAAGAUCUUUCAGCGGUGCGACAAGAAGAGCUUUGGCGCGCUGGAGAAGCAGAUCCUGCUCUGGCUCCGGCUGCUCGACGGCAAAGCAGUGUCAGCAGGAGGGGACGGACUCUUCCUCUCCAAGGCUGAUGAGCUCUUCCUGGUCGAGGCGUCGCCUGGUAGCUUUGACGGCGGCGACACGGACGACCUCUCCCGACAGGAGCCAGCCGAGGGCGACAUUGAAGACGUCCUCUUCCAGGUCCUCUACCAGCCAGGCGUUGUCUUCUAUCAAAAAGUGCAGAGCUUCAUGGGGCGCAUCUCCAAGAUCGAUCCGUGGCAUCGCUCUCGAGGCACCGUCGAGGACGAAACAGAGGUCAUGAACAUUGGCGCCUCCAUCGCGACCGACCUGCGUAAUCUCUACGACCACCGCCCUCCCCUGAUGGACUUUGCCGUGGCAGGCAAGCUACAGCAGCCGCACGUCUCGGCGCACCUCGCGUUUGUCAUCACGCGCGCGUUCCGCACGUACCUGUCCAACUACUACGCCAGCAAGGUGCACCUGCACCGCGUCGCCUACAAGACGCUGCCCCUGACCAAGGAGGCCAUUGACGCGCUGGACAAUAUUCGCAGGCUCGUCCGGCAGAUGGUGAACGAGAUGGACACGGAGGACUCGCUGCCGAUCAACAUGCUCUGGCCCUUGCUGAUGCUCGGCGCGGAGGAGCAGGACAUGGGCGAGCGCGCGUGGAUCAAGGAGACCAUCUUGCGGAUGGAGAGGGUCGCAGGGAACGCCCGGAUCACCGCGCAGGUUCUGGAAGAGGUGCAGGCGCGCCAGGACACGGCCAAGGCGCGGAUGGACAUUCGCUCCGUCAUGCUGACCGUGUUCAACGCGUGUUUUGCGAUCGUGUGACGAGGCUAUUCUCUUACGUGCUGGAUCCGCCGUGGAACGCUCGAUUGUCGACUCGCGAGAUGGCUCGUGAUCUAUUGGAGUCAGUCAUACGAUAAUCGUCGCUCGCGUCGAGACUCGAGAGCCAAGACUGUGGGCGCCCCGCCGUGCGAUGUUUGCCGAUCGGCUUCUCCAAC
This is a messenger RNA of Emericellopsis atlantica, 2164 nucleotides long. Its product is annotated as fungal-specific transcription factor domain-containing protein. Gene Ontology annotation, molecular function: DNA-binding transcription factor activity; transcription cis-regulatory region binding. Gene Ontology annotation, cellular component: nucleus. The transcript has a single exon. The coding region runs from base 384 to 1991 and encodes 535 amino acids. The record is from RefSeq and is a predicted model, not a curated record. Gene Ontology annotation, biological process: positive regulation of transcription by RNA polymerase II. Lineage: Eukaryota; Fungi; Ascomycota; Sordariomycetes; Hypocreales; Bionectriaceae.